GGGGAAAACCGAGCGGCGGCACUCGACGAGUACUGUUGUCAGAGUAUUCAGUAAUGCUUUGCAUGACCAGCCAGUCAGUAGUGGGCUUGUUGGUGAGAGUCGUGUCGUUUACUCGAAGUGAUCGUGUGGUGUUACUUGACGAGAUAGUCAGGCGGUAUUCUAAAACACGACGUACAAGCAAACAGCGACAAAUACAGCUACAAACGUGAGUGCAUUUCGUGAGACUGUGAGAAAGAAAACGAACAGAGCGUUUCACGGAGCGCACACCGACGGUGGAGCUUCGAUUUCACGUACUGUUUUUUCACUGAAAACAAAAAACCAUAGCGCUACACUGUGUAUGGUACACGAGCGAUCCAAGAUGCUGUCGUCAGUGCCAGCGAAAUAAUAAUGUGGUGCGACGUUAGUCAGAGUUGUGCAAUGAUGGGUCUGCAGGCCACGGCAGGGAAACGUAAACUGGAGGGAGGUGUGGGCUGCAUGGAGUUCGACAUGGAUAUGGGCGAAAGCCCAUCGAAGUUAGGCCGAGUGGAGGGUAGCUGGUGGGCGAUGGAGGAUAGUUACACGCCUCCGCUUAGCCAAACACCGGCUUCUUAUUACGAUAUGGAAGUGAGUCCGCCUUGCCUGCAGACAAAUCCUUGUCAACCAACAUCGACGAGUCCUCAACAACAGCAACAACAACAGCAACAUCAAACGGCACAGCAACAACAGCAACAAUCAUCGACACCAACGUCAGCGCCUCCACCGUCUACGGUGGCGCACCUACACCAUCAUCCGCAGCACUACUAUCACCAUCAACGUGGACCUACUAGUCCGGUCGGUAAUAAUGGUUACAGUCAGCUGUCGAGGCCUCAGCCGCAAUGGGGAGCGCCUCAUCAUUAUGAACCUCCAACGAUACGGCGAGAAGAAAACGGAAAAAGUUACUUGGAGCUUGGAUCUAGUUAUCGAGCAAAUGAUAGAUGCUGCGAAGGUUCGAGGUCAAGUUGGUGUCGACGUGGCAGAGCGUGUUAUAGACAAAGGCGGCUAGCCGUAUUAAAUAUUUCAAUGUGCAAGCUGGCGAGGUAUCGCCAAUUUCCGGAUCCGAGCCUUCAUCGAUCGGUUCUCAUCUGCAACACAUUGAGGCAUCUAGAACGCGAAAUGGAGAGGGACAGAAGUCCACCGCCCAUGGAGCCAGUUAUACCAGCACCUAUUGCUCAACUUCAACCUCCUGAGCAGGGCAGGUUAACGCCAUUUCCAAUGCCACCAACGUCUUCAAACGAGACAGACGUCGAUUCUGGUAUCGGUGAUAGCGAUGAUAGUCGUUCGAUUAACUGGGGCAGUGUGCUAUCUCUUUCGAGUCAGUCGCCCUUAGAUCCACUAAACAACAACGAGUUACUGGAUGUCGAUAUUGGUCCGGAUCUAGAUUUAGACUUCAUGCCUGGAUGGAAAUUGACACCUCUGUCUGCGGACGAUAUUCUUAGGAGUACAACGGCGCAAGAACAACAACAUCAGCAACACCAUCAUCAUCAACAACAGCAACAACAGCAUCUGGUGUCAACCAGCGGUAGCUGUGCCAAUAGCAAUGUGGCCAGUGCCUGCGUUAGUACUGGAAGUAGCAGUAGUACGCACGAAUCGUUAAUGUGCGUUGGAUCAUAGCCCCCAAUUUUGACAUCGUUGAGUCAUCUCAUCGAUUUUUACCCACUGAUGCCGCAGAGCAAAUAAGUAUGCGGCAUUUACAAAGAACCACAAAUCAAGAUGUAGAGACGACGCAGUCGCCCGCCUCACGAAUUAUUUGCAACGCCUGGUCGGCGAUUCUCCAGGAGGUCUUCUUUUUCUUAUUUAUUACCAUUCGUGUCAAUUACGCACCGAUCGAUUAUCUCGAUUACGUUCUACUUCGUAUUACAUCGGUAACCAGCAUGGGUGGUCUACUCCUUAUGGGCGAGGAGGUAUGAGACGUGAUACCUCCUGUGUUCGCAGGUGCAACUGGUGCAGAAUUCAUGGCCCAUUGGAAAUAUUUAAAAUUCAAAGGAAAUAGAGGUGAUUACAAUUUUUAAACCGACGAGUACCUAAACUCACGUUGUUUCAAUGAUAUUUAUUUACUAAUAAUUUAAUAUUUUAUACUUUGUUAUUAUAAUUAUAUUAGAUUUUAAAAUUAUUUACUAUCGAUUUAAUAGAAAUUAUUUAAAUCUUUUUAUUAUACAUACAUAUAUAUAUAUACACAUAAUAUAAUAUAUAUAUAUAUAUAUAUAUAUACAUAAUAUAUAAUAUAUAUAUGUGUGUGUGUGUGUAUGUGUGUGUGUGUGUGUGUGUAAGAAAUAUAUUUUCAUAUUCGAAUGAAUUAUAAUUUUUAGUUAACGAACAACGCGAGAUCGGGUCCUCAUCCGGAUCAUCAUCAACGACCACCUCGAAACGAGCCUGGUUAUACUAUAUCGAAACGAUCUGUUUUUGCAGCUGCACCUGCGAAUUCAGCGGCACAUGUAUGAGUUCCCGAGUCGCUCGAAAUGUCGCCACCGGCACGUCAGACAGAAAGAAAUAGAAUGAGAGAAUGAAAAAAGAGGGAGAAAAGGGGGGAAGAGAGCGAGAGAAAUAGAGUGAGAGAGCGACAGGGAAAAAGAGAGAAAGUGAAAAGAGCUCAAUGUUCACGCCCCCGGGCCGGCGAUACGGUAGGACAAGUACCUACAGGACCUAUGUAGACUUCUUCUUCGACUCUUUAAAACAACGAUGACAAACGGCACGGUACUUCGACAGACUGGAAAAAAAAAUCUCUUCUUUCUACAUUUCUUAAUUUUCUUUUAAUUUUUAAAAUUUUUUUAUUUUUCCUUUUUUUUUUCUAUAAUUGAUUCGAACAGCGCGAUAUCGCUUGCCUAGCUGGCUGACGUUGAGAACUCUUCGGCAAUGCCUUGGCGUCGUUUGCGACAGCCAGUCGAAAAGGGAGUGUCCAUCAUCAUCGAUCGCUGUUUUCUCUUUGGAUUAGAAAGACUAUCCAGGCGACGAUUAAUUAAUGCCAUACACUGUAAUACACUAACGAUACAUUACACGCGUAAGACAUAACCGCCGUGGCCUAUACCGUACACUGAUAAAUACAUACACAUACACACGCGCGUAUACACCCACAUAUAAAUAUACAUACAUAUGUAUAUGUACAUCAGACAGAUAUACAGGUUCGUACACAGAAAAGUCGAUAUAUGGUGCUAGGACGAUCACACCCUGGUGCUUAAUUCUGUACACACAGAGCCAUGUGCGUAAAUUCGCACGGAUCGCCUGCAGCCUUCGUCGAGGAGUCUAGAUACGUCCUGACGUCGUGAACAGAACAUAGAUGGUCGAACAUAUUUCCAUUGUGUGAUAUCCGAUACGAAGUGAAAUUAAUUAUAGUAGCAUCAAUAUCGUUCCUGAAUUCUCGAAGGCUUUCGACGAUUAUUAAGGGAAUAUCAUGCGCCGAUGGAGAUAUGUUUAGUGAAAAUGCGUACUAUGUUCUGACGCACGAUGCUAACAAAUGUACCUGCAUUUUAGAGAUCGGGAUAAAUAUCGGUUCCUUCGUAUCAUCGCACGUAGGCCACUGCGCGCCACUGAUCUCCCGUUAAUAAUAUGUACCAUAAUACUAUUGUAAAAUAGAGUGGCCGACGAGCAAAGAACGAAGGGAGCCAAUAAACUUGGGGUGUGGAACGGAGAGAUUAUUAAGAGAGAAGAAAAAAAAAAAUAAUAAAAUAAAACUCGACGAUACGCACUUCGCGAAGAGGAAUGGCGAUCCGCGCGCGAUCUCGUCCUCAACGUCCACUAACUGAACUCAAAAGAGCAGCUAUACUUAAAUCGAAGUUAAGCGUUGUAAAGCGAAUUUAAAAACGAACGAUAAAGCGAUAUACAAUAAUUUAUAAAUCGACUGAUUACUUGCGUGAGGGAAAUGAAAAAAGAUAGGAAAAAAAGAAAAAACAAGAAAGAAAGAAACGAAAAAAAGAAAACUCUACUGGUAACAUUUCACGAGUUGAUUUAAAACUGUAAUUAAUUCAAUAUUAAGCCGACAUAUACACUAACACGAGACACAUACCAUACAAAAAAUCCAUUCGUAACAUGCGAUAUUUGUAUACAGAAAUACAAAGAACACGAAAUGUACAUGUUUAUACAUGAAAUACAUUAGAUACUUCGAUGUAUAUAGAUACACACUACGUAUUAAGUCUAAUAAUUGUUAACGCGAACUCAAGUGAAUUCUCGGCAGUUUUCAUUUUUUCGUUCUUUUUUUCUAUUUUUUUUCUCUCUUUUUUUUCAAUUGUUCAUGUUAAAAAAUUUUAAUUUUCUGAUUUUUAUUCUAUUGUCAUCUUGUAUUCGAUUCAAUGUUGAUUUACGCUACACUAAUCAUCUCAUCUUUAUUUCGUUCAUUAGUUCCUCUCUCAUUUUGUACAAAAAAAAAACAACGAGCAAUAUUACUUUAACGGUGCAGAAAAUCUAGGGAAAAAAAAAAAAAGUAUAAGUGUAUCGAUUUCGAAUGAUAUGUGAACUUUUUCAAACAUGUAAUGGGGACAAAUUUCUGUAUGUUAGACUAUACUCGAUUGAGAAUAUAAAUGUGAGAACAUAGUAGAAAAUACUACAAAAUAUUGGAAAAAUAAUAAUAUGUAUGGAUCAACAGAAAUUUAAACUUUAAUGCCCAAUUUAAUCAAUUUUAAAGAACAAUAGUAAUUUAUGAUCAAAAAUAUUUUAACGAAAUAUAAAAAAAAUAGGGAAAGAUGUUCUCAUUACGUUUUUCUAAGAUUGCAAGUCGUUCGAAUUCCGUGCACAAUUCUAUUCUACAACCGUAUGAAAAUGUUAAAACUCAACAGCACAUUUAUACACAAAACACACAUACAUACGCGCACGAUGUUGUGUGAAAUUACAAUGCGCGCUCGAUAUGAAUGUACGGGGACGUUUUAGGAUGGUUCAAUGUUGUUUUCUUGCAUGGUGUACCAAUCAGAAACAGCGUGAAAUUUAAAGCACGUGACACAUAUACACGAGAUACACCAACGUAUGCUAGAUUGUUAAAGAAAUUCGUCCAUCGCGUUGAUGCAUCUCUCAAGUAUGCCUUUUCGUGUUUUACGAUCGCAGCGCUACCUCAUUGGCUUGGUGUUCUGUAUCGCGACACAAAUAGCGCCUUAAGAUUUCUCUUUCGAUACAUGUUAAUACAUUAAAAAGUUCUGAGAAGUUAAUCAGAAAACCAACAUUAAUGUACAAUUACAAUUAAUGUAUCGGAAUUUUAUUGAUAUGAAAAUAAAAAAAUCACAAAUCACAAAGAAA
Apis cerana (Asiatic honeybee) is the source of this 5232-nucleotide messenger RNA. It is a transcript of the gene tara, whose product is annotated as SERTA domain-containing protein 2 taranis. Gene Ontology annotation, cellular component: nucleus. Gene Ontology annotation, molecular function: transcription regulator activity. NCBI's taxonomy places the organism in Eukaryota, Metazoa, Arthropoda, Insecta, Hymenoptera, Apidae. The record is from RefSeq and is a predicted model, not a curated record.